AUGUAUCAUUUAUCUAAAAGGUAUCGGUAUGUAAUUACUCCCUUUUCUUCAAUUUCUCUUUCUGAUCGUCUCCUUUUUGGAAUUCCUAAAAAAGGCCGUCUUCAUGAACAUUGUCUCUCUCUCCUUAAUGGUGCGGACAUUAAUUUUUAUCGCCAUAAUAGGCUUGACAUUGCCCCUGUUUCAAACCUUCCAAUCGCUCUUGUAUUUCUUCCCGCCGCCGACAUUCCAAAAUAUGUUGCAGAUGGAAAUGUUGAUUUAGGAAUUACUGGCCAGGAUAUGAUAUUAGAAUCUCAAGCUGAAGAGAGAGUUGAGCAACUUUUAGACUUAGGCUUUGGAAAAUGCAAGUUGCAAGUCCAAGUUCCGAUUAAAAGUAAUAUUAAAAAAGUUGAAGAUUUGGUCGGGAAAAGGGUUGUCUCAAGUUUUGUAGUGUUGGCUAGUGCUUACUUUGAGGAAUUAGAUAAAAAAUAUUUGAGUGAUGAUCAAAAAAAGGAAGGGAAGAAAACAAAAAUUGAAUAUGUCAGCGGAAGUGUCGAAGCAGCUUGUGCUCUUGGUUUAGCUGAUGGAAUUGUUGAUUUAGUUGAGUCUGGUGAGACUAUGAGAGCAGCCGGUCUUCAUGCCAUUUCUACUGUUUGUAAUACAGAAGCAAUUCUAAUUCGUAAUAAACACUCCUCAAAUGAUUCCCUUAUUGCCAAGAUUACUUCUCGAAUCAAAGGUGUAAUUGCUGCUCAAAAAUAUGUGUUGCUUAACUAUAACAUUCAGCGUCAUUCUCUUAGUAAAGCUACCAAGAUUACUCCGGGUAGGCAAGCCCCUACUGUUAGCCCUUUAGAUAAUGGUGACUGGGUUGAAGUGCAAAGUAUGGUGUGUAAGGAUGAAGUUGCAGAAAUCAUGGAUAAAUUGGAAGAAAUUGGUGCUAAAGAUAUCUUAGUUUUCAAGAUUGAUAAUUGUAGGGUAUAG
Molecule: messenger RNA, 954 nt
Organism: Dentiscutata erythropus
Lineage: Eukaryota; Fungi; Glomeromycota; Glomeromycetes; Diversisporales; Gigasporaceae
Source: the annotation of a GenBank genome assembly